AUGAUGCAAAAAGAGGCAGUGGUCGUAAGGAAAGCCAUAAUGCAUUAUGGGAAAAAGCAAGUGCUCAACGGUCUGAAUAUGACAAUUUCUAGGGGUACCAUAUACGGACUAUUGGGGGCCAGCGGAUGCGGAAAAACCACUAUGUUGUCCUGCAUCGUCGGAAUUCGAUAUUUCGACAGCGGAGAGUUAUGGGUUUUGGGAGGAACUCCGGGCAACAAGGACUUCGGCAUCCCCGGGCCUCGAGUGGGUUACAUGCCGCAAGACAUCGCUUUGGUUAAAGAGUUCUCUGUGAGCAAUGCCUUCUAUUACUUCGGCAGGAUCAAUGGGCUCGAUGAUAAGGAAAUCGAGGCAAAACUGACUUUUUUCUCGAAAUUACUUCAAUUACCCCCAUUGAAUCACCUGGUGAAAAACAUGAGUGGUGGUGAGCAAAGACGGGUCUCUUUUGCCAGCGCCUUGAUACAUAAUCCUGAACUUCUAAUUCUGGAUGAACCCACUGUGGGUUUAGAUCCAAAUUUAAGGAAGGAUAUUUGGGAUUACCUGAAGAAGCUCACGCAGGAAAAAGGUGUUACUGUGCUAAUAAGCACACAUUAUAUCCAUGAAACUGCAGAGGCUAAUAAAAUCGGUUUAAUGAGACAUGGUAAAUUGCUGGCGGAAUCGGCACCGUGUGAUUUGCUGACGCAAUUUCAUUGCAUGUCUUUAGAGGACGUUUUCUUGAAAUUGUGCAAAGAACAAAACAAGGCGAAUGAAAGGUAUCGGCGAUUAUCGGAGGUCACGAGUAACAACGUGUUGUAUCAAGAUAGAUACAGGCCAACAGAAGGAAUUUCGGAGUGCAAAACAAAUCCGAAACGUCAUGUUUCGCGAUUAAAGAGGUUGAAAGCACUACUAAGCAAAAACGGCAUUCACUUUUUGCGUAAUUACCCAAGCUUAAUCCUCGCAAUUUGGAUUUCUAUAUUUCAAGCCAUUUUAUAUGUUAUGGCAUUUGGUGAGGACCCUAAAGGCAUCAAUAUUGGGAUUGUCAACAAAGAAGCUGGCAACUGCGAAUUUAACAGCAAUUAUAGCAAAGUUUGGAAUGACGGAAAGACUUGCCAUUUCGUUAAUCUCAGCUGCAGAUUUCUACAUAGUUUUGAUAAUUCCAUUGCAAAAAAGGAAUAUGUUGACUUUUCUGAAGCAAAAUUUGAUGUGAAAAAUAGAAAACUCUACGGUGCAACAUAUUUUAAUCAAAACUUUUCCGAAAGUCUGCAAAAGCGAUUGGAAGAGGGUAAUUUCGUGAGCGAUUCCGUCCUUUAUGGUAGUGAAAUUCAAGUUUAUCUCGAUAUGAGUGAUGGUGUAAUUGGGCCUAUUAUACAAAAAAAGUUACUCGACUGUUUUACGAAGUUUUUUGAAGACGUUAUGAGAGAUUGUGGAUAUUCGACAAAAUUGGCAAAUCUGCCCAUUAUAUUUGAAGAUCCUGUAUAUGGUAGGAAUGAUUCCAAUUAUAAAGAUUUCACGAUACCGUCAUCUAUAUUAUCAUUCGCCUUCUUUCUGGCUAUCGCAUUAUCUACUAAUUUGAUAAACUCAGAUCGAUUGGAAGGUAUAUGGGAUCGAAGCAUAGCCCAAGGUGUCAGGACAGAAGAAAUUCUACUAUCUCACAUUCUUAUCCAGAGUUUCAUCGUAGUUAUUCACACUAUUCUAUUAAUGCUCAUAUUUUUUGGAUGGCGUGUGGAUUGUAAGGGAUCAAUAUUCGUCGUAAUCCUCCUUGUAUUUCUUAACGGCUUUUGCGGAUUGAUGUGCGGUUUCGUUAUCUCUGUUUUGUGCAACAAUUAUAUGAUGUCGGGUUUCUGUACGACCGGAAGCUUCGUCCUAUUAUUAGUGUUAAAUGGAUCUUUUUGGCCGUUGGAAGGAAUGCCAAAAUUUCUUCGCUGGUUUAGCAACGCUACGCCAAUUACUUUGUCCUCUACAUCCAUCAGAGCAAUUAUUUAUAAAGGCUCUUCUAUAAUUGAGUGGCAAGUUUUGAUUGGUUUCUUUACAAGUUUAGGAUGGAUAUCAUUUUGUCUUCUUCUGACUAUAUUAUAUUUGAGAUGGGAAGUCUCGUAAUAUAAUAUAGUCACAAGAAGACAAAAUAAAUACAUCAUUUUGUCUUUUUGUGACUAUAUUAUAUUUGAGAUGGAAAGCGUCGUAAUAUUUGGAAAAGAAAAUUCUUUUUUUAAAAAAACAACAGAAGGACGGUGCUCUGAAAAUGAUAUAUAAAACAAGCGCCCCAAGUAUGCUGUUACUAGAGAUUUUGCCCAUCUUUCAUUUUAUCUGUCACAUAAUUUACUGCUCAUCGGAGCACUUAAUUCCUUUCUGAUUUCUGAAUUUCUCAUUACGUUAAUAGUUUAUUGUAUUUUAUAUCCUCUUUUUAUUUUCCAUUGUAUUUUAUACACCUUAAAUAUCUUUUAAAUUUUGCAUUAAAUUACCGCGAUUUUAAGAGAUAGUUUCUCUCAAGUAUUAUACGUAUGUCUUUAAAUUAAUGUUAUUGUAUAAAAUAUAUUUUCUAAAUAUAUAUUUCGACGAAUAUUCGAUUCAUGAUUUUGCCGAAUAAUCGGUAUUUGGUUAAGUACCGAAUAAACUAUUCGUUGCAUCACUAAUACAUUUUGGUUAGUUGAAACAUACCCUGCACUUGUUUGAUGUAAUUUUUCAAAAGAAUUUUCCAAAUAUUACAAGGCUUUCUAUCUCAAAUAUAAUAUAGUCACAAGAAGAAAAACUGAUGUAUUCAUUUUACUUAGUUAAAAUGUACUCUGCAUUAAACAAGUGCAGGGUAUGUUUCAACUAACCAAAAUGUAUUAGUGAUGCAACAAAUAGUUUAUUCGGCACUUAACCAAAUACCGAUUAUUCGGCAAAAUCAUGAGUCGAAUAUUCGUCAAAAUAUAUAUUUAGAAAAUAUAUUUUAUACAAUAACAUUAAUUUAAAGGCAUACAUAUAAUACUUGAGAGAAACUAUCUCUUAAAAUCGCAGUAACUUAAUGCAAAAUUUAAAAGAUAUUUAAAGUGUAUAAAAUACAACGGAAAAUAAAAAGAGGAUAUAAAAUACAAUAAAUUAUUAACGUAAUGAGAAAUUCAGAAAUCAGAAAGGAAUUAAGUGCUCCGAUUAGCGGUAAAUUACGUGACAGAUAAAAUAAAAGAUGGGCAAAAUCUCUAGCAAUAACAUAUUUGGCGCGCUUAUUUUGUAUAUAAUUUUCAGAGAAUCGUCCUUCUGUUGUUCAUACUUUUAUUUAAGUUCGUGAGACAAAUUGGUUUACUAUCAAAAUGAGCAAUUUCAUCUGAAAACAUAAUACUGAAUUAUUGCACACUAUUACAAUAUGUAGAAAUUUUGAAACUACUUAUAGACUUAUUUGUCAUUAGAAUGACUUGGUUCGUCGUCCAAAUAUUAUUAGAGUUUUUGUUAUCAAAGAAUAAUGUGUCGGAAGAAAUCGAUCUUCUUUUUAUUCUCAAUAUUUGACAAUGCUAAACAAAUCCUCUGAUAUAUUAUGUUUACAUUCGUAUUAUUUAUUUUAUAAAAAAAGAAAUUUUAUUAUAAGCAAAUUGUAUAUAUAUAUUGUUAACGCUUUAUUCUAUAUGAAAUUUUGUAUUCUGUAUAUAACAAUACAAUCCAAUUAAAAAAUAAAAAUAUUACGUCUAAUAA
Messenger RNA from Solenopsis invicta (red fire ant), 3639 nucleotides. Its product is annotated as ABC transporter G family member 20-like. Gene Ontology annotation, molecular function: ABC-type transporter activity; ATP hydrolysis activity; ATP binding. The coding region runs from base 1 to 2073 and encodes 690 amino acids. Gene Ontology annotation, cellular component: membrane. The transcript is spliced from 14 exons. NCBI's taxonomy places the organism in Eukaryota, Metazoa, Arthropoda, Insecta, Hymenoptera, Formicidae. The record is from RefSeq and is a predicted model, not a curated record.